UGGUGCAGUGUCCUCUUCCGAUCUCUUCCAACCAUCGACAUUCAACAUGGUGAAAAUCACAACAGCCCUCGUUGUUUUGGCGGUCGUAGCCCUCGUCAGGGCCGAUGCGUCCAAAGAUGUUAAGAAGAACACCAACAAGAGAUCCGCCUUUGGAUUCGGCCAGUCCGGUCUGGGCUACAGCUCGGGUCUCAGUUACGGUUCCGGUCUGGGCUACGGCUCCGGUCUGGGCUACAGCUCCGGAUUGGGCUACGGCUCUGGUCUGGGCUACAGCUCCGGUUUGAAAUACGGAUCCGGUCUGGGCUACAGCUCCGGUUCGGGAUACAGCUCCGGUCUGAGCUACAGCUCCGGUCUGGGAUACAGCUCCGGUUUGAAAUACGGUUCCGGUCUUGGAUUGUCAUCCGGUUUGGGAUACUCCAGCGCCCCAGCUCCGACCACAGGUCCCCUCAUACCGAUAUCCAAGGAAGUGCACAUUAUCAACCGUCACGCCCAACCAGUGUCCGCCCCGUACCCAGUGCCAGUUCAACACGACGUGCCCGUCGCUGUACCACACCCAGUGCCAUACGCAGUUGACAGCCCAUACCCAGUCAACGUACCUGCCCCAUACCCAGUACCGGUCGAAAGGCCAGUCCCAUACGCAGUCGACAGGCCAGUUCCUCAUCCAGUGGCAUCGCCAUACCCAGUCCCGGUUGUCCGUGACGUUCCCGUGCCCGUGUCCAAGCCAUACGCAGUUCCAGUAGUCAAACAAAUCCCCGUGCCAGUUGCCAGCCCAGUCAUCGUACACGAAUCAGCCCCUCUGAUCACAUCCAGCUACAGCUCUGCAGCUGCUGAUAUCGGUUUCGGUCACGGUUCCAGUUACGGCUCCGGUUACGGACUAUCAUCCUACGGCUCCGAAAGCCAAUACGGUGGAUCUCUGGGAUACAGCAGUGGAGAUCUGUCAUCAUACGGUUACGGACACAGUUUCGACUACAAGAAGUAGAACACUCAUAGCGACUCCACCCCAGCCCAACAUCAUCGAAUCUACUAGAUUUUUCUUCUAUACCGUGUAUACAUAUAUUUUUAUAGACAAUUUUUCUUUAUAUAUUUUAAAUGUUGUUAAUAACUUUUGGUUAUCAACUAAAAUAAAUAAUUUUGUUUUUUUCAUUAUUUACGUGUUUGUCAUUAUAACUCCAAGUUACUAAUCAUAUAAUUCCAUAGGAAAAAUUAUUGAACUAUUAUUUUUAUUUUAAGUAUUGUUUUUCAGAUUAAAAUAUGAAAGACUAAUAUUAGUUAUUUGCAAAAGUAUUUCAUUUAGUCAAGGUUGAAUAUACUUUGGCUAUAUGAAUAUAAUUUGGAAAUUAUCUUAAUAACCUACAUUGUGUUUACAAUAAAAUAUGUAGCUA
Molecule: messenger RNA, 1379 nt
Organism: Acyrthosiphon pisum (pea aphid)
Lineage: Eukaryota; Metazoa; Arthropoda; Insecta; Hemiptera; Aphididae
Product: zinc finger protein 512B
Exons: 4
Coding region: 47-976 (309 amino acids)
Source: RefSeq, a predicted model, not a curated record